UCGAGUUUGAUUUCCUGUAUUCCAACAUGACUGUGGAGGAAAACAUGAGGUACAUCUCGAUCCCUAUCAACAAAACUGGACGUUCAGCGAUUCCAGUCAACUUUAGGCUAACAAUGGACGACAAGUCUUACAGCACAGCAAUAAGAGGCGUUGACUACGAAGAUCGCCAUGGCAACAUCAUUACAUUCCCAGCAAGUGACCAACAGCUAUCAACAAUGUACGUGAACGUGACGAUCAAGAUGGACGGCAAGGCAGAAAGUAGUGAGGUAUUUUCGGUUGGUUUGGAAGCUGUGGACUCGAGUACUUCGACAAUUGGCAGCAAGAACACGAUGGUCGUUAAGAUCACCGACAAGAAAGAUAACGAUGAUUUCGCAGCUAGAGAAAUGCAAAGAGAUCAAGACGAAAAGAAACGAACCGACACUUUAUUUCUCAUCCUGUACUUAACCGUCGCCUUUGCUGCUGUCAUCAUCAUUAUCUUGAUAAUGAUUUGCGUCUUAAUCAUCAAAAAGCUGAAGAAGGAGGGAAAAUGAGUCAUAGCCAAACUUAAACCUAUUCACUGGAUACAAAGACACCUCAUUAAAUAUAACUAAGCAACCAGGCCUAUACAUGGAUGUGAGGCUCCUAGUGAUAUCUAGGUUUUUUAGUACCCACUCAAAAGCACUCAAAAGCACUAUACGAAUUUGUAAAAAGAAAAGGAAAAAAAAAAAAAAAAAAAAAAAAAAAAAAAAAAAA
Molecule: messenger RNA, 732 nt
Organism: Actinia tenebrosa (Australian red waratah sea anemone)
Lineage: Eukaryota; Metazoa; Cnidaria; Anthozoa; Actiniaria; Actiniidae
Source: RefSeq, a predicted model, not a curated record